Messenger RNA from Acytostelium subglobosum LB1, 2598 nucleotides. RefSeq lists its product as hypothetical. NCBI's taxonomy places the organism in Eukaryota, Evosea, Eumycetozoa, Acytosteliales, Acytosteliaceae. Gene Ontology annotation, biological process: L-arginine biosynthetic process. The record is from RefSeq and is a predicted model, not a curated record. Gene Ontology annotation, cellular component: mitochondrial matrix. Gene Ontology annotation, molecular function: arginine binding; L-glutamate N-acetyltransferase activity, acting on acetyl-CoA as donor. The transcript is spliced from 2 exons. The annotation marks the transcript as partial.
AUGAUGAACACUGCUUCCACUCACCCUGGCAAACCAAACUUCAACAACAACAGUCUACACUCACCCACGACGACCAACAUCAGCACGACUACCAGCUCCCUUCCAUCGACCUCCGCCACCUCCUCGCCAACCCUCUCCAGCAGCAGUAGCAGCAGUAGCAGCAGCAGUAGCGGAGGCAACAGCAACAGUAGCACCCCAACUACUACCCAUACUUCCACCACCACUAGCAGCCACGGCCGCAUCCACCUAAGUAGCUCAGGCAGCCACCACAUUCAUCACCAUCACAGCCAUCACGGCCAUCAUCACUUCCCGCACAUCCCCCAGCUCAAGGCCACGCACCACAUCCUCAACUCGGCGCGCCACAAGCAAUUGCACCCGCUCACCGCCGCGCACUCCAUCUCCUCCAGCCAUCCACCACCCAAGCCUGACACCGAUGAGGACAGCCUCGACUACUCCUCGCUCACCGGACUCUUUUACAAGUUACUCGUCAUCGUUAUCGGCCUGUUGCCCAGCUUCCUCAUCGAGAGGCUACUCACAUUCUUUGCCUGGACUCAGUUAGAAUUGCUAAAGGCUAAAGGACGUACGAUCAAUCCUGAUCAAACAUAUUCAAAUCUUAAAAAGAAGAGAAAGUUAAAGAAGAAGAAGGCUGCUCUUAAACCAAAGAGUAAUCUAUCAAUCUCAAGCAAGUCAUCAUCGACCGAGGACUUGACUUUGCUCUCAAGACAAAGACAACAACAACAACAUCAACAACAAUCAAAACAACAACAAACAAAGAAGGAGGAAGAAGAAGACAACGACAACGACAACAAGAACUAUGAUGACUCUGACAACUCUAUUAUCCUGGAUGGAGCAUCCGCCGCCAGGAAACGAACAUCCCCCCGCACCGAUAUCCCAACACUUCAGCUUAACGGCGCUACUCCCUCUGGAGAAGCUGAUCUUCAUCAUUCGUCAGCAUCAGAUACUGACCUGAAAGAGUGCGACGACCACAGUUACCAGACACCCAACGCACUCUUAACUAGCGCUUCGUCGCUGCCCGUGAGCUCUGUCUCGUCGCCCACCACCCAAUCCGGCGAUGAGCAGCAAUGCGGCGGAUCGCCCCGCAGCAUCCACUCGGACUCGGCUAGCGUCUUAUCGGACACGGUCGGCCAGCAGCACCGCUCCAUCUCGGAGAUCCGUCGCGUCAACUCUGAGGUGAUCCUGGCGCAGACAUCCGAGGACCAGAUGCUGUUCGAGUCCAACCAGCAGAGCCGCAAGGAGUUUGAGGACUUUUUGCGCUCGGUCAAGGACAUCAAGGACGUGCGCAACUGGCUCCAGAACUUUGGAGCUGGCGCCACGCGCAAGAUCGCCAUCGUCAAGAUCAGUCGACGUAUCCUCGACACACAGAACGGCAUCGAGCAGGCUGCGGCCUCGCUGUGCUUCAUGUUCAAGUUUGGCUUGUUGCCCGUCGUCAUCCACGGCGGUCUCAACGACAUUGCUCGCCUGCCCUACGAUCAGGUGAUCGAAGAGCGUCGUAUGCGUUCCGCGCUGCUCAAGGAAGCCAUCAAGAAGAAUGGCGUGGGCAGCUCAGUGCUCACGCCCGACAUCUGCGAGAUCGAGCCCAUCGUGUCGGACAACAUCGAGGUGCUCUCCGAGGAGGAGCUGGAGUUUGGCCGCUCGGACACCCUACCCAACGCCGGCCUCAACAUGAAGAUCGACUCGUUCGACUAUGAGCUGCUCACACAGGUGCUCGAGAAGGGCAAGAUCCCCAUCUGGGACUCGGUGGCCGAGACCACAGACGGCCUGGAGAUACCCAUUAACUCAGACGUCACCACCUUUGAGCUGGCCAAGCGUAUCCAGCCCUACAAGAUCAUCUUUGCCUGCAACGACGGAGGCAUCCUCGACGUCGACCACAAGGCCAUCCCCGUGGUCUACCUCGACGAGGACUACCGCCACCUCAUCGAAGCCGAGCACACGACCGAUCGUCGUCGCGUGCAACUCAAGCAGAUGAAGCGUAUUGUCGACCACCUGCCAUCGUCCACAACCCUGGUCGUCACCUCGAUCGAGUCCAUCUCGCAUCAACUGCUGUUCCCACGUCUGGCCAACGGCACCGUGAUCAAGAGGCGCCAGGAGAACAAGGUGCUGGUGUUUGAUCGCUCGACCUUCCACGAGGUGGACAAGGCGCGUCUGCGUAUCCUCAUCGAGGACAGCUUUGGCCGCGCGCUCACCGAGGACUACUUUGAGUACCUCAAGGACAACCUCUACCGCCUGUACCUGUGCGUGUCCGCCGAGGACGAGUACAACGGCUGCGCCAUCAUCACGUUCUGCGAGACCGACUACAUCCCCUACCUGUGCAAGUUCUGCGUGCAAAAGUCGGCGCAGGGCUUGGGCCUGGGCGACCUGAUCUGGCGCAUAUUGCAACGUGACAUUGACCAGCUGUACUGGCGCUCGCGUGGCAACAACCCAUUGAACCCAUGGUACUUCCAGCGUUGCCAGGGUUCAUUCCGCGCCGACGAGCACUUCACCGUCUUCUGGUACAGUCACGAGAAGUUUGGCGAAGGUAGCAUGAUGAUCGAAGAGGCACUACGCAAGCCAAUCACCAUCCUUCCACCCAAGAAGGAC